Messenger RNA from Peniophora sp. CBMAI 1063, 1356 nucleotides. Lineage: Eukaryota; Fungi; Basidiomycota; Agaricomycetes; Russulales; Peniophoraceae. The record is from the annotation of a GenBank genome assembly.
AUGUUCCGGCCGCUCUACACUCGCUCUCUACCCCGCACGCUAGGGCUGUCGCGACGUCGGUUUAUAUCUACAACUACACCUGAGAUACCUGCAGAGCGUCAUGGACAUCUUCCGAGCUCUCAUUCACUCAUAACGCCCACGCUCUCGUUCUUCAACUCCGUCACUGGAGGCGGGACACAGAUCCCAACAUACAGAGUGCUUGAUGGUGCGGGGAACGUUAUCGAGGGCGCAGAGAUGCCAGAGCUCGAUCGUGACUUUGCCAGGAGGAUAUAUGAGAACAUGGUUUGCUUGCCCACUAUAGAUAACCUUCUAUACAAUCUGCAACGCCAAGGCAAGAUAUCCUUCUACAUGACCGCUUAUGGAGAGGAGGCCACUAUCAUUGGAACAGCUGCCGCCCUUGCGCCCGACGACGAAGUGCUUGGUCAGUACCGCGAGCUAGGCGUCCUUCUAUUCCGCAAUUGGGGUCUCAAGGCCAUCAUGAAUCAAUGUUUCGGCAACCACAUGGACAAAGCAAGCAAGGGAAAGCAGAUGCCGGUGCACUGGGGUUCGCCAGAGCAUCACUUCCAUACGAUCAGUUCACCUUUGGCCACUCAGAUACCUCAGGCGGCAGGAGUCGCCUAUGCUCUACAGCGUGAUCCCGAGCGUCGUGGACACAACUGCGCUGCAGUGUACUUCGGAGAUGGCGCCGCAUCGGAGGGUGACUUUCAUGCAGGGAUGCUCUUCGCAUCGACGCUACCGUCACCGACACUGUUCAUUGCGCGAAACAACGGCUUUGCAAUCUCGACGCCUGCUUCAGAGCAGUACUACGGUGAUGGCAUUGCUGCCCGUGGACCGGGAUAUGGUAUGGACACAAUACGAGUUGACGGUAACGACGUUCUCGCCGUGUUGGCCGCUACACGCGAAGCCAGGCGGCGCUGUAUCGAGAGCGGCCGUGGUGUAUUACUCGAAGCUAUGACUUAUCGUGUUGGACAUCACUCCACUUCUGAUGAUUCUUUCGCGUAUCGACCAAGGCAGGAAGUCGAAGACAGGAAACGUAUCGACAACCCCAUUGCGCGCUUCCGGCUGUUCCUUCAUGCAAGGGGCUGGUGGUCAGACGAGGAGGAGCUGGCGCUCAAGGAACGCUUCAAAGAAGAGGUUAUGACGGAGUUCCGCGCCGCGGAACGUGCCCAGCGCCAUGAACUCGGGGAGCUCUUCAACGACGUUUAUGCCGGGGAGCUACCUUAUAACUUGAAAGAACAGCGCAAAGAGCUUGGACGCCUGGUUCGCAAGUACGGCGACGCUUGGGAACCGUGGCGUGAAGAACUCAAGAAGUUCAAGGACGGCGGCAAGAGCGUCAUGGAUAUUGAGGACAAGUGA